Messenger RNA from Lycium barbarum (goji berry), 387 nucleotides. Its product is annotated as thioredoxin-like protein CXXS1. The record is from RefSeq and is a predicted model, not a curated record. NCBI's taxonomy places the organism in Eukaryota, Viridiplantae, Streptophyta, Magnoliopsida, Solanales, Solanaceae. The transcript is spliced from 3 exons. The annotation marks the transcript as partial.
CUCGACCAAGAACAACAUGCCAAAUCAAGAGUUGUGAAGGUGGACUCUAAGGAGUCAUGGGAGUUCCACCUAAAUCAGGCCACUAAUCAAUGUUCUCAUAUUGUGGCACAUUUUACGGCUAUUUGGUCUAUUCCCUCCGUGGCGAUGAACCCCUUUAUGGAGGAGUCGGCUUCUACUUACCAAGAUAUAUUGUUUCUCAAUAUUGAUGUGGAUGAUGUCAAGGAUGUGGCUACCAAAUAUGAAGUGAAAGCCAUGCCAGCCAUGCCAACAUUUCUGUUGUUGAAGGAUGGAGCUCCAAUUGACAAGCUUGUUGGUGCAAAUCCAGAGGUGGUAAAGAAAAGGAUUGAAAGUCUUCUUGCUCAGUCCAAUCCCAUAGAUAUUGCCUAG